Spirodela intermedia is the source of this 1264-nucleotide messenger RNA. NCBI's taxonomy places the organism in Eukaryota, Viridiplantae, Streptophyta, Magnoliopsida, Alismatales, Araceae. The record is from the annotation of a GenBank genome assembly.
AUGGCGCCGGAACCGUGCGACGGGAAGCUCACGGCGGCGCCCAAGAAGCGUGGGUACGUGACUUUCCUCGCCGGCGGGGGCGACUACGUGAAGGGGGUGGUGGGGCUGGCCAAGGGCCUGCGAAGGGUGAAGAGCGCCUACCCGCUGGUGGUGGCCGUGCUUCCCGAUGUCCCCCAGGAGCACCGCCUGCUCCUUCUCUCGCAGGGCUGCAUCGUCCGCGAGGUCGAACCCAUUUACCCUCCCGAGAACCAGGUCCAGUUCGCCAUGGCCUACUACGUGAUCAACUACUCCAAGAUGCGUGUCUUCGAGGUUGGAUCAAUACUAAUGUUUAAAUUUUUUCGACAAAGUUCUAUUUUUUUUGCACCAGGUUUGAGUGAAGUUGAUCUCCUGUUUUCUGUUGUUCUUCUUUUUUGUUGGGUGACAGUUCGAGGACUUCAGCAAGAUGGUCUUCUUGGACGCGGAUAUCCAGGUCUUCAGCAACGUCGACCACCUCUUCGACACCCCCGACGGCCGCUUCUACGCAGUGAUGGACUGCUUCUGCGAGAAGUCGUGGAGCUACUCCCCGCAGUACGCCAUCGGCUACUGCCAGCAAUGCCCGGAGAGGGUCCGCUGGCCGCCGGAGCUCGGCCCCCCGCCGUCCCGCUACUUCAACUCUGGCAUGUUCGUCUUCGAGCCCAGCCGCGCCACCUCCCGCAGCAUCAUCGAAGCCCUUCGCAUCAUCCCUGUCACUCCAUUCGCAGAGCAGGUGGGUCUCCCCUUUGCCCCCUUUUUCUCCUUCGAGAGGACAAACGCAGACGCUAAAGAAUCCGCCUCUCGCCAUGGCAGGACUUCAUGAACAUCUUCUUUGAGAAGAUUUACGAGCCGCUCCCCCUCGACUACAACCUGAUCCUCGCCAUGCUCUGGCGCCACCCGGAUAACUUCAACUUCGACGAAGUCAAGAUCUUUCACUACUGCGCCGCCGUGAGCCCCCUCUCUCUCCCCCAAAACUCCCCGUUUCCUCUUCCCUGGUAGCCGCUCAUGCUCGCCUCCUUUUCUCCUCGCUUGUUAGGGUUCCAAGCCAUGGAGGUACACGGGGAAGGAGGUGAACAUGGACAGAGAGGACGUCCAGAUGCUCGUCGCCGAGUGGUGGAAGAUCUACAACGACGAGUCGCUCGACUUCACGCGGGAGGGCGGCGCUCUGGAAGCGCAACCCGUCACAGCUAGGCCCGCCGCCGUGCCGGUGGCCAUAGAACUCACUGGCAGCAUCGUACCCGCCGCCUGUUAG